This is a messenger RNA of Drosophila montana, 2992 nucleotides long. It is a transcript of the gene pigeon, whose product is annotated as protein pigeon. Gene Ontology annotation, biological process: positive regulation of amyloid-beta formation. The transcript has 8 exons. The coding region runs from base 96 to 2870 and encodes 924 amino acids. Gene Ontology annotation, cellular component: trans-Golgi network. The record is from RefSeq and is a predicted model, not a curated record. Lineage: Eukaryota; Metazoa; Arthropoda; Insecta; Diptera; Drosophilidae.
GCAGUAUUUAUUGAUUUCUCGAGAGGCUCUGAUGAAGUUUUUGUGCAAUGCUGCAACAGGAAAAUUGUUUAAAAAGAAAUUAAAUUAAAAUUAGCAUGUUACGUCAAGAGAACUUGGCCGCCAACUUUUGCGGACUCCUGGCCGCUCAGGGCUACAAGGAAAAGGCCAACGAGUGGCGCAUUUUGGGUCAGGAGCAGGACGGCUCGCUGCUUACUUCAUGGAUAUUUGAGUAUUUGGAUGAGUCGAGCAAGCGGGAAACUUGCAUUGGUCACUUUCAUGCCACGAAAAAACAGCUGCGUGUGCUCUGGACCCUGCCAGGCUGCGUAGAAGUAAUCCAGGCGAGCAUUAAUAGCAGCAUAACCUUGUUGUCGUAUGUGGUCAAGAAUUCGCAGCGUUAUCAGGCGUUUGUCGUUGAGGUGCGCAGCAGCGAGGGCGGCACGCCGACAUGCCUGACCGCAGAAUCCUCGCCUCGCCAGAUAAUGACGCAGUUUCUGUGGCGUGUGGAGAGCGCGACGCGCACCUGCUGGCAGGACAAGUUGCUGGUACUUACACACGAGGAUUCCAUCAAACAGUUCAGCUGCACGGUCAAACAGAGUUCCACGACAUCACAUUCGGGCAGUGCAGAGGGCAGCGCCUGGCACUUAGACGUCAGCAUACUAACGCAUGAGACGCUAGCCAAGAACUUCAGCUGGGCUCAGUGGGAUGCCGAGAGCCAAGCACUUUAUUACAUCCACCUAAAGCCAAAGGCAGUCAGCCUCAGUUUGCUAGACGAACGGGAGCAGAUUGGUGAACAGGCUGCGCCGGUGCUCAGCCCUACACUGUCCGCGUUUCAGUUUAACGAAAAGCAACCCACGGAGACAGUUCUCAACAUUCCGCUCAAUUUGCCAAAGCUGCCCGCAAAUGCAGCAGGGAACGCACCCAGCUAUGAUGACGAUGCCGUACCGCUGCGCGUGCACGACAGUUCGCUGAAUCUGAUCAUCCUGGCGGACAGCUCGGGCAUGUUCUUCGUGUGUCACUAUUAUCUGUACCAGCCCAUGCAACCGCAGUAUGCACAGGGAGCUACGAAGCAGCCGCAGCAGCAGGAUGUUCACUUUGCCUACUCUGUUUCGCUGUUGCAUCACGGCUGUGUGCUGCACUGCGUCAUGCCGGGCGUGCCCUGGCAUAAGGCACGUCUGUUACGUCCCACCUUUGCGCUGCAGGGUGCACAUCAUCUGCUGGUAUCGUCCGCCUUCUUUGUGCAUCUGCUGGACGUGGGUCUGCAGCACGAGCCCACAUGCCACAUUGUCUGUCCGGCUGCGAACAAUCGUGCUCCCAACGUCACGCAUUUGGUGCCGCUGCGGAAAUGGGGGGCAUUAGCCUUCGACGCAGCCACCUUGGAUUUGGUGUCGCUGAGUGUACCAAAGGCCCAUCUAAUCGAAACAUUCCGGAAUGACAACUCGCUAGAUAACCGCAUCAGCAUUAUACACUACUUUCUGAUCCAUUCCUCGGAUAUGGAUGUUCUGGCCGAGCUGCUGAGCAGCAUAUUAGAGAGACCCCUUUCGCUGGACACGGUGGCACUUGUCAAGGAGGCGCUUAUUGCCGGCAGCUUUGCAGCCGCCGUGCGCGGCCUGCCCGAGGAGGCGAAGCCACUGAUGCGCCUGCUCCCGCUUACCACUGCGGUGGCCACGCGGCCCAUUCAAGCGCGGGUCGCAGACAUCAGCGUUGGCAUCUCGCACGAGGCGCUGCACAACACAAACAUGAUGCUAUUGUCGCCACAGCAGCGACUGUCUCCGUAUCGCACAGACAUUUGGACGCGUCUCUGGGAGCUGCUCAACGAGUCCGCCAAGCAAGAGCAGCCACGCUUUGCAGCCGAGCAAGUGACGGAGAAACUGAUCUUUAGCUUAGCUUGCUACCAGCCAGAGGCACUUUCUCGCUGCACGACACCCAUGACACCGGACGCUAGCAGCAGUGGCUUUGGCGAUUACAGCAGCGGCAGCUCGUUCCCCUUUAGCAACGAGGUGCUGCCUUUUAUUGAACUCGAGGGCUGUACGGCCAGCAAGCAGGAGCACGUGCUUUCUGUGUACCUGCGAGAGCUAAGCGUUCAUCUGGUUAAGCAUUCCUCGAAGCCACAUUCAGGCUUUCGCUGGCUGAAGGAAACCUUUUUCGAGCGCUCGCAGGCUCCGGCCCAUGUGCAUGCGGUUGCUUCGCAGUUUGUUUCCGCCCAGUUGGAGCUUUCGCGUGCGCUGUGCUCGCUGGUCUGUCGCGCUGCCGGCCUAGAUGCUCGCCUGGAGACGUUGCGCGGCUUCAAGUUGAUUGAUCAGAUGUCCAGCGUCCAACAGCAUUCGCUGUUUCUUAUACUGGAACGUUAUUGCUUGGCCGUGGAAUCGAUUGCCUUUCCGCUGCCUGAAGGCUUCUCCUCGUUCUUCACGUACCUGGGCUAUCGCGCCCUAGACUAUGACAUGUUCCUGCAAUACGUGGAGAAUCAUGUUUUUGAGCUGCAAGUUGAUGUCAUGAAGAGCAUUGUCUACGACAUUGAGGACACUCCGCAGGGCAUCGAUCGCAAGCUGUCGCUGUUGUCGGCACUGCCAAAGCAGCGCGCCCAGCGUCUGCUCAAAUGCUGGCAGCAUCCCGAGAGCCUUAUGAUACGCGGUCGAGAACAUGCGGCUAAUAUUCUGUCGGGUCAUCAUCAGGAGCCGGCUCAGCGACGCGGAUCUGGCGGUGUCUCGCAAUCGCGCAUGCAUGCCAGAAGCGAUCUCAGCGCGGAAACGUUGUCGCCGCUGGACUCAUUUCUGGAUUUGCUCACCGCAAAAGCGAGCCUCAAUGAAUUGGACUACAAUUUGUUAAUUGAAGCCACGCUAAGUUCAAUGGAGCAGAUAAAAGUCAGCGAAUAGUCUAUUAAGAACUUUUACAACUGCGGCCUGUGGCCAAGUAAUUGAAUUAUUUAUGUUAAAUGAAUGUUGGCCAAAAUAGUGUGUCAAAUGUGUAAAAGUAAAUUAGAGUAUUUAAAAUCAUA